Molecule: messenger RNA, 1985 nt
Organism: Mus caroli (Ryukyu mouse)
Lineage: Eukaryota; Metazoa; Chordata; Mammalia; Rodentia; Muridae
Source: RefSeq, a predicted model, not a curated record
AUGCAGCAGCAUCUCGCAGAGGCUGUCGCAGGCGCGUUCUCUCGCUGCCUGGGCUUCCGUGGAAUGAGGCUCAGGCUCCUCACGAGACACUGGUGCAUUGCAGGUGCGUCUCUGCAGAAGUUUGAUGGUGACAGUGCCUACGUGGGGAUGAGUGACGGAAAUCCAGAGCUCCUGUCAACCAGCCAGACCUAUAACAGCCAGGGCGAGAGUAAUGAAGACUAUGAGAUUCCUCCUAUAACGCCUCCCAAUCUCCCUGAGCCAUCCCUCCUGCACCUGGGGGAUCACGAAGCCGGCUACCACUCGCUGUGUCACGGCCUUGCGCCCAACGGUCUGCUCCCUGCCUACUCGUACCAGGCGAUGGAUCUCCCUGCCAUCAUGGUGUCCAACAUGCUGGCCCAGGACGGCCACCUGCUGUCAGGCCAACUGCCCACGAUCCAGGAAAUGGUCCACUCGGAGGUGGCGGCAUAUGACUCAGGCCGGCCAGGGCCCCUGCUGGGCCGUCCGGCAAUGCUGGCCAGCCACAUGAGUGCCCUCAGCCAGUCUCAGCUCAUCUCCCAGAUGGGCAUCCGGAGUGGCAUUGCUCACGGCUCCCCAUCACCCCCAGGGAGCAAGUCAGCGACCCCCUCUCCAUCCAGUUCCACACAGGAGGAGGAAUCAGAUGCCCAUUUCAAGAUCUCAGGAGAGAAGAGACCCUCAGUGGACCCAGGCAAAAAGGCCAAGAAUCCAAAGAAGAAGAAGAAGAAGGACCCCAAUGAGCCACAGAAGCCAGUGUCGGCCUACGCUCUCUUCUUCAGAGACACUCAGGCUGCCAUCAAGGGGCAGAAUCCCAGUGCCACCUUUGGAGAUGUGUCCAAAAUAGUGGCCUCCAUGUGGGACAGCCUGGGAGAAGAGCAGAAACAGGCGUAUAAGAGGAAGACUGAAGCUGCCAAGAAGGAGUACCUGAAAGCCUUGGCGGCCUACAGAGCUAGCCUCGUGUCCAAGAGCCCCCCGGACCAAGGUGAGGCCAAGAACACUCAGGCAAACCCACCAGCCAAAAUGCUUCCACCCAAGCAGCCCAUGUACGCCAUGCCCGGCCUGGCUUCCUUCCUGACGCCCUCCGACCUGCAGGCCUUCCGCAGCGGAGCCUCUCCCGCCAGCCUUGCCAGGACGCUGGGCUCCAAGGCCCUGCUUCCGGGCCUCAGCACAUCGCCACCACCACCCUCCUUCCCUCUCAGCCCCUCACUGCACCAGCAGCUGCCACUGCCCCCCCACGCGCAGGGCACCCUCCUCAGCCCGCCUCUCAGCAUGUCCCCAGCCCCGCAGCCUCCUGUCCUGCCUGCCUCCAUGGCACUCCAGGUGCAGCUGGCGAUGAGCCCCUCACCUCCAGGGCCACAGGACUUCCCACACAUCUCUGACUUCUCCAGUGGCUCUGGCUCCCGCUCACCUGGCCCAUCCAACCCUUCCAGCAGCGGAGACUGGGAUGGGAGUUACCCCAGUGGGGAGCGCGGCCUCGGCACCUGCAGACUCUGCAGAGGCAGCCCACCGCCCACCACCAGCCCAAAGAACCUGCAGGAACCUUCUGCCCGCUGACCUGCUUGCUCCAGGGUAGCUGUGGACCCCGCUCCUUGGCCUGCACACAGUUCCCUGCAUCUGGACUUCUGGCCCCAGCCCCAGCUCACCGGGCUGCCCCCCUUCGAGGUUGCUUAGCAACAGACACCCACCCCUGAUGCUGGGCCAGCCACAGGUGUGCUCUCAGUGUACACAAAGAUGCUGAAACUCGUUCUGUGGGUUCCGUGUAAGUAGUUCACUGUUUUAGAACUGUGCUGAAGACAUCUGUAAGAUUAUUUUGUGGGGAGAAAGAAAGUUUCCUUUAAGGUUAAAAAAUUUUUUAUAAGACCUUUGGCACAUUUUUUUUUAAAGUUUUAUCUUAAGAGAGACAUGUGCACAAGCAACUGUCAAGCUAAUUCUAAUCUGCACACAGAGAAAAUGGGAACUUUUAAGCCACA